Molecule: messenger RNA, 816 nt
Organism: Oppiella nova
Lineage: Eukaryota; Metazoa; Arthropoda; Arachnida; Sarcoptiformes; Oppiidae
Source: the annotation of a GenBank genome assembly
AUGAGUGCUGAAAAACAACAACUGCUGUACGAAAAGGCUUACUGUGAGUAUCGACUCAAUUAUGUGAACGAAGCCAUCGAUACAUUGGACUCAAUCAAAGAACCAGACUUUAGAGCAAAAGAACUUCGCGCACAAGCGUUAUACCGUUUGGAAAGAUUUGAUGAAUGCUUUGACCAAUACUUGGAUUUAAUUAAGAAUUCUGACGACGACUACGAGGACGAGCGUCAGACCAAUUUGGCUGCAGUUGUGGCCAGUCUUAGUAUUAAUGGUAAGGAGGAGUCGAUUAAGUCAAAGCCACAGAUAGAGGAACAGACGUAUGAACUGAUCUACAAUAAGGCGUGCGCUCUGUUGGGGUCACAUCGCUAUGAAGAGGCCCUUCAAAAGCUUAAUAGUGCCGAAGACAUGUGUCGCAAAACAUUGGAAGAGGACGGCGCUACUGAAGAGGACAUAGAGUCAGAGCUGGCAAUCAUUAGGACUCAAAUCGCUUAUUGUUAUCAAUUGCAGAAAAAAGACGAAACGGCUCUUCGGAUGUAUAACCAGAUUCUCAAACAAAAACCGAACGACUCGGCGCUGUUGGCCGUUGUGUCCAAUAAUGUGGUUUCCAUUAAUAAGGAUCAGAAUGUCUUCGACUCGAAAAAGAAAAUGAAAACCGCUUUGAGUGAGACAUUAGAGUCGAAACUGUUUCAACUCCAGCGCCAAACCAUUCUCUUUAAUAAUUGUCUUCUACUCCUUCACACCAAUCAAAGCGAUUCCGUUCGCAAACAAUUGGAAGAAAUUAAGAAAAAAUUUCCGCAACAGAUAUCCGAAACCAUUCUC